AUGGCUUCUAAUACUGGUGGUGAGGAAGUGGUCAGCAACAAGCAGGUGCUGCUCAGGAACUAUGUGAGUGGUUUUCCAAAAGAAUCAGACCUGUACGUGACAACAAGUAGCAUAAAACUCAAAGUAGAAGAAAGUGAUAAGAAUGCUGUGUUGGUUAAGAAUCUCUACUUGUCUUGUGAUCCUUAUAUGCGUAGUCGGAUGAUGAAAGAUCUACCUUCUGGUGAUCAACCCGAAUCCUCUUCCUUCUCCCUUACCUCUCCAAUUGUUGGAUAUGGGGUGGCUAGAGUUGUUGAUUCGAAGCACUCUGAGUUCAAGAAAGGUGAUUUUGUCUGGGGAAGGACAAUUGGCUGGGAAGAAUACAGUCUCAUAACAACACCCCAACACCUCUUUAAAAUCAACCAUACAGAUGAUAUACCACUUUCCUACUACACUGGGAUUCUUGGAAUGCCUGGUAUGACAGCUUAUUUUGGUUUCUUUAGCAUUGGCUCUCCCAAGAAAGGAGAACGUGUCUACAUUUCAGCAGCUUCUGGUGCAGUUGGUCAGCUUGUUGGGCAGUUUGCAAAGUUGAUAGGUUGUUAUGUUGUUGGAAGUGCUGGAAGCAAAGAAAAGGUUGAACUCUUGAAGACCAAGUUGGGAUUUGAUGAUGCUUUCAAUUAUAAAGAGGAACCUGACUUGGAUGCAGCCUUGAAGAGGUAA
Dovyalis caffra is the source of this 696-nucleotide messenger RNA. Lineage: Eukaryota; Viridiplantae; Streptophyta; Magnoliopsida; Malpighiales; Salicaceae. The record is from the annotation of a GenBank genome assembly.